AUGAGCGCUCCAAUAUCUCAGCUCUACCUGCUGUAUGCGAUCCCGGCCUUGAGCCCUGGACCUGGGGACCCUGGUUCCCAGCACUGUGUCCUCCAUGCUCCCCCUGGGCUUCCACAUCCCCGGAGGAAAGGGACACAGCCUCAGCGCCCCACUAAGGUCUCCAGUGGAUUUCCUACUUUUUUGUGUUUGUUUUUUUCAGGCUUGGCUGUUCUCCUGCAAGUGCAAUUAGGCUCAGCCUAUAAGUUGGUGUGCUACUUCACCAACUGGUCUCAGUAUCGACCAGAGCCAGCCAAGUUCUUCCCUAAGAACGUGGACCCAUGCCUGUGCACACACCUGGUAUAUGCCUUUGCCACCAUGAAUGACAACAAGAUUGCUCCCUAUGAAUGGAAUGAUAUUGAUGUCCUGUAUCCUCAGUUCCGAGCCCUGAAAGAACGCAACGGAGACCUGGUCAACUUGCUAGCCAUUGGCGGCUGGAACUUUGGCACUCAGAAAUUCACCACCAUGGUCUCCACGGCUGCCAACCGCAAGAUUUUCAUCUGUUCUGUCAUUGACUUUCUUCGUCAACAUGGAUUUGAUGGCAUUGACCUGGACAUUGAGUAUCCAGGUUCCCGGGGAAGCCCACCUGAGGACAAGCAGCGAUUUACCAUCUUGAUCAAGGAAAUGCUAGAGGCCUUUGAAGAAGAGGCUAAAGAAACAGGAAACUCCAGGCUACUUAUCACCGCAGCUGUAUCUGCUGGCAAGGGGACCAUUGAUGCGGGAUAUGAAAUUGCAGAGAUUGGGAAGCUUCUUGAUUUCAUCAACGUGAUGACUUACGAUUUCCACGGUGGCUGGGACACAACUACAGGCCACAACAGUCCCCUGCAUGUAGGAUCCAAGGACCAAGGCGACAUACGUUAUUUCAACUGUGAAUAUGCCAUGAAGUACUGGAGAGAUAAUGGGGUCCCAGCAGAGAAGCUCAUCAUGGGAUUCCCUACCUACGGGAGAACCUUCCGGCUCACCAGUUCUGACACCUCAGUUGGUGCCCCAGCCUCUGGAGCAGGGUCAGCUGGUCCUUACACGCGUGAGGCUGGCUUCUGGGCUUACUAUGAGAUCUGCCCGUUCUUAAGUGGAGCCACGAGUGCCUGGAUUGAAGACCAGAAAGUUCCAUAUGCUUACAAAGACACGGAGUGGAUUGGUUAUGACAACAUUAAGAGCUAUGAGUAUAAGGUUGACUUUCUCAAGGAGCACAAGUUUGGUGGGGCCAUGGUUUGGGCCAUUGAUCUGGAUGACUUCUCGGGCUCCUUCUGCAAUGAGAACAAAUACCCACUCAUAAGCAAGCUGAGGUCACUCCUGGGCAUAUCCUCAGAAUGUACUCCACCAGCCACCAACCCCUGGUAUAACCGGCCAGUGACCCCCAGAAAUGAAGGCUUCUGUGCCAAUAUUGGCGGAGGCAGUGAAAAGAGAAUACUCUUCCCUGGGAAAAGCUCUGAACGUAUGUUAAAGAUGCUCUAUCACCCCUGUCAAUAUCCUUCAAAGGAGGAGCCUAGACCUUGA
Messenger RNA from Carlito syrichta (Philippine tarsier), 1533 nucleotides. RefSeq names its product acidic mammalian chitinase-like. The coding region runs from base 1 to 1533 and encodes 510 amino acids. NCBI's taxonomy places the organism in Eukaryota, Metazoa, Chordata, Mammalia, Primates, Tarsiidae. The record is from RefSeq and is a predicted model, not a curated record. Gene Ontology annotation, cellular component: extracellular region. Gene Ontology annotation, biological process: carbohydrate metabolic process; chitin catabolic process. The transcript is spliced from 12 exons. Gene Ontology annotation, molecular function: chitin binding; chitinase activity.